This is a messenger RNA of Branchiostoma floridae (Florida lancelet), 1189 nucleotides long. Its product is annotated as fatty acid-binding protein, liver-like. NCBI's taxonomy places the organism in Eukaryota, Metazoa, Chordata, Leptocardii, Amphioxiformes, Branchiostomatidae. Gene Ontology annotation, molecular function: fatty acid binding. Bases 329 to 760 code for a protein of 143 amino acids. Gene Ontology annotation, biological process: fatty acid transport. Gene Ontology annotation, cellular component: nucleus; cytosol. The record is from RefSeq and is a predicted model, not a curated record. The transcript has 4 exons.
UUCGGCUGUGCUCUUACACGUUUUCUUCCUGCUUUGCCUCUCAUUCCACUCACCAAAACAUUCCACUCACCAAGAACCACGACAUCGGCACGAGCAGUCAUUGUUUCAGCUCACUGAUCUCUUGUGACGACCAGCGGCCGUGGAUCGCGCCCCGCCGACCAAAACGACCACCUGUCUUCAAUUCCAGGGUCAGGUUUCGGAUCCCGUGGUAGUCAGAGUCGCUUGUUGGUUUUCUAAGUAGGACUAAGUCUACACACACACACGUAGGCGUAUUAUUCCAGGCUACCGGCGAAGUGCUGGACUCUGACCACGCGCGAGGCGGGCGACCAUGCCGGUGGCAGUGGCAAUGUUCAGCGGCAAGUGGAAAUACGGGAGCGGCGACAACCAUGAAGCCUUCAUGUCGGCAAUAGGAGUUCCCAAGGAACUUCACCAGUUCGCGUCAGAGACGGUGUUCUACAUUGAAUGCCGGGAAGAGGGCGGGGUCAUCACCUGGGCAACGACGCCGGAGUAUCUUGGCGCCAAACACGGAACCGUGACGAACGUCUUCCGGAUCGGUGAGGAGAUAGAGGAGGACACUGGAGACGGCAAGAAGAAAAAGUGCGUGUACACCUGGGACGGGGACAAGCUGGUCUCCACCUAUCCAGACUGGGACGGCAAGGGGUUAAAGGUCACCAUGUCCAGGGCACUCGAAGGGGAUUCCACCAGCACGGUAAUGUCGGCGGGUGACGUCACGUGUACCGUGGUUUACCUCAGAUGUUAGUGACGUCACGUGUACCGUGGUUUACCUCAGAUGUUAGUGACGUCAUCUGCUUGUCAGUGGAAACACGGAGAAAAGAACUUAUUAACGUACAAUAUUCAUGGUAUCGGUAAAUCUGCUGGUCAGUUUUCAGCUUUUGUAUUAAUUUAUCAAGACCGAGUGAGAAAAAGGUACCAUGCUUUUAUCAUAAGUUGUGGGUCUAGAGAUUUAUGAUUAUGUGAUUAGAAGCUAACGUCUUGGUAAAAAAAAAUGAUGGACUUUAUUUCCUACCGGGUUAAACGUUGGGUACAACUCACGGACACUGUGACGUAGCUUCGGUCUUCCUCAGGAUUAUUGACCAAAUCACUUAGGUCACGUGGCCUAUCGCCUCACGUGACACAUGACAACAAUUAAUGGGUAAAAGGUGCUUGUAAGCCUGUAUCGCCCCCCGUC